GCGAUGAUGAAACGACGUGUCGUUGGGAAUUGGGAGAAGCAUAACAUAUCAGACUUGGGUUUUGCCCGAAAGAAACUUCCCGCUCUCUCGUUGGUUGGUAGCAUCAGUGUCUGCAGAAGCAUUGAAGGGACCAGUCCUGUUUUCAUUUGAAAUUCAUCCCUGAAAAUGAGCAGUUCAAGGGAGAGCUCCCCGGAUUGGUUGCGUUCUUUUCAGGUGCCGUCUCAUUCGCCUUUGGCACUGUCCUCUGAUUCUGGGUCUUUACGGGAUGGUAAAUCUCGGAUUGAGGAUAAAACUGACAAUGAAGGGUCUUCUCCAAAGUCUUCCCAAUCUUUGAAGGUUACCGGAAGCAAGAGAAAGACACCAGUGAGUCCAGAAGUUGAAAGUCAAACACUAUCCAAAAGAAAGAAAUUAGAUAAGAAGAAGGCCAAUGAAGGAAACAAAGAGGGGAAAAAAUCAGCGAGUGAAUCAAACAUCGACAAGAAUAUAGAACAUAAAGGAUCUAUUCAUUCAGUUUUGACACUGUCAUCAGAUUCUGAGUCAUUCCAUGAUCAUAGCCCAAAAGGAGAUCAUACUGAUCAAGUUAAAACCUCUCAGCCACAAUUAUCAGGUGAAGAAGACAGUGCAGAUGGACUUGUUUUUAGAAAUGUGGGAAAGUAUCCAUCCAAAAAGGAUUCAGAAGAAAAGUCUUCACAAAAACAAAUAGAUACCGACAGUCAUACACCAGUUAAAGGGAAGAAAAUUAAAGGAAGUGAAAAGGGAAAAAGUAGUGGUGGAGAUGUGAAUGUUGAAGAGGAAGAAACUUUUGGAAAGCUUUCUGAAUCAAAUGUUUCCUCCAGCAGGUUGCCUUUGAUGCUUUCUGAGAAAGUCCAUCGUUCAAAGGCACUCAUUGAGUGUCAAGGUGAUUCCAUAGAUCUGAGUGGUGAUAUGGGUGCUGUUGGACGGAUUAUAAUUUCAGACUCACCAUCUGGGGAUCAGGAAAUGUAUUUAGACUUGAAAGGAACAAUAUACAAAACAUCAAUAGUUCCUAGCCGGACGUUUUGUGUUGUUAGUUUUGGGCAGUCAGAGGCCAAGAUCGAGGCCAUCAUGAAUGAUUUCAUACAGCUGAAGCCACAGUCUAAUGUGUACGAAGCCGAAACUAUGGUUGAAGGGACACUGGAUGGUUUCUUCUUUGAUUCGGAUGAGGAGGCUGGCAAGAUGCAGAAAUCAACCAACCAAACUGAUCAACAAGAGAAUGGUGAGGAACAAGCUAAUGGUAAAUCCAAAGGGAAGGCUGACAAAACAUCAGGUGCUGAAAAGAAAAGAGGUAGAAAUACAGGAGGAAGAGCACAAGCAAAGGUAGCAAAGAAAAAAACUCCAGGUUCCAAAAGGUCAAAGACCAAGAAAUGAGUCAAAGAGGCUCUCUGUAAUAUGUUGUAUAUGUGAUGCACCAAUAUAACUCAACCCUUGGAUUAAAAGAAAUUCUGAAUUACUUUUCCCAUGAUCGAGAUGGCGAUAGUAGAAUAGCUGCUGUUAGAGUUUUUUUCAAACCCCGCACAGUAGAAUUGAAAGCUUAUAAUCUGUGGAAUGAGUUCUCAGAAAUUCCUUAUAAGGUUUAUUUUAUUGGGCCCAGUUUCAAUA
Molecule: messenger RNA, 1617 nt
Organism: Vigna umbellata (rice bean)
Lineage: Eukaryota; Viridiplantae; Streptophyta; Magnoliopsida; Fabales; Fabaceae
Gene: BIN4
Product: double-stranded DNA binding protein
Biological process (GO): DNA endoreduplication; chromosome organization
Cellular component (GO): nucleus; DNA topoisomerase type II (double strand cut, ATP-hydrolyzing) complex
Molecular function (GO): double-stranded DNA binding
Source: RefSeq, a predicted model, not a curated record